Phlebotomus argentipes is the source of this 3374-nucleotide messenger RNA. RefSeq names its product C2 domain-containing protein 5. The coding region runs from base 78 to 3242 and encodes 1054 amino acids. Gene Ontology annotation, biological process: positive regulation of vesicle fusion; intracellular protein transmembrane transport; positive regulation of protein targeting to membrane. The transcript has 6 exons. The record is from RefSeq and is a predicted model, not a curated record. Gene Ontology annotation, molecular function: calcium ion binding; calcium-dependent phospholipid binding. Gene Ontology annotation, cellular component: plasma membrane. NCBI's taxonomy places the organism in Eukaryota, Metazoa, Arthropoda, Insecta, Diptera, Psychodidae.
UGUUUGGUUGAGUGACAGUUUUUCCCCUCGCGACGCUGCACAUUUUCUCAGUUUUUCACUCUGAACACUUGCUCAAGAUGCCCGGGAAGGUGAAGGUGAAGGUGCUGGCGGGGCGCAAUCUGCCCGUGAUGGACAGGAGCAGCGACACGACGGACGCAUUCGUGGAGCUGAAGCUGGGCGGCAUCACGCACAAGACGGACGUGUGCCGGAAGAGCCUGAAUCCGCAGUGGAACUCGGACUGGUACAGAUUCGAGAUGGACGAUGCGGAGCUGCAGGACGAGCCGCUGCAGAUCCGCCUGAUGGACUACGACACGUACUCGGCCAACGACGCCAUCGGCAAAGUGCACAUCUGCCUCAAUCCGCUGCUCAUUCCCAGCGCCGCCAUCGAUCCGUCCGGACAGUCGGCGGGCCACGGCAAGGGCUCCAUCAUGUCCGGCUGGUUCCCGGUGUUCGACACCAUGCACGGCAUCCGCGGCGAGGUGAACCUCAUGGUGAAGGUGGAUCUGUUCUCGGACGUCAACAAGUUCCGCCAGAGCUCGUGCGGCGUGCAGUUCUUCCACUCGCCCAACAUCCCGCACGGCUACCACGCGCCGGCCAUCCACGGCUUCGUGGAGGAGCUGGUGGUCAACGACGAUCCCGAGUACCAGUGGAUCGACAAGAUCCGCACGCCCAGGGCGUCCAAUGAGGCGCGACAAGUCGUCUUCCUCAAGCUUUCCGGCGAGGUGCAGCGGAAGAUUGGGCUGAAGGCGCUGGACAUGGGCGCGAAUGCAGUGAUUGGCUACAAGCUGUGCCUGGAUCUGGAGGGCGAUGUUGGCGUCGUGGCGCGCGGAAUUGGCACUGCUGUGACGCUGAUCAAGAUUCCGGACGCGCCGCCUCAGCAAGUCGCCGACUCGGCGCUGAUUGAAGAGCACGAAGCUAACUCGUCCGGGAGCGGCGCGCCGGCCAGUCCGGGCGCCAAGGCGACCGGCCACACGCGCGCCGAGUCCACGGGCUCCAGGAUCACACAGAGUCCGGCCAAGAGCGGCGCCUCAGUCGUUCCCGCCAAGGAUUCCGGCAUCUAUCGGCGCUCCUCCGACUCAGAUCUCAGCGUCACGCCCAAAGGGAAUUCACUGACGUCGUGCGAGAGAGGAACGCCGGCCAUCACGAGAGUCGUGGGCGCGACGAUGAAGAGCGCCAAUGCGGACAAUCUGGACAUGCUGGAGUAUCCCUUCCUCACGCUGGACAAAUACCCGCCGGGCUUCAUCAUCCACCUGGGCUCGGCUGUGUGCUCGCGCUCCGUGAAGCUGCUGGAGCGCGUGCCGAAUCCCGACGAGCCGGAGACGCGCGACAGCUGGUGGACGGAGCUGCGCAUGGAGAUCCGCUCGCACGCGCGCGCGCUGGGCUGCAACGUGGUGCUGGGCUACUCGGAGACCACCACCAUCACUGAGGACGUGUGCGUGUUGUCCGCCACGGGCACGGCGGCGCUCAUCAACUUCCCGUACGCCGGCGAGCAGCCGGUGCGGAUGACGUCGUCGCUGGACCGCGUGGAGUUCGAGAAGGACGUGAAGGAGGGCAUCAAGGAGCUGAAGAUCGCCAGCACGGCGGCCAAGAUUAUCGAGGGUGUGGCGUCGAAGCCGAUUGAGGAGGUUCCCGAGGGCGGAAGUGACAAGGACACGUCGGGAAACUGCCAACCGUCGCCGACGCUGGCGUGUUCGCUUCUGCACUUGCCGUACGCCGCGAAUUCCGUGCCGUUCAACGUGUCGCUGGACAAUUGUGCUCUCUGUCGGCGCGCCAAGGUGCCGAACGUCUUCCUGGCCACCAUCGAGAUCCCCGAGAGUCUGCAGAUCACGGGCAGAGGAUGUCUGGUGCAGGCGCAAGUGUGUCGGCAGAAGCGUGAUCUCAAGGGUGAGUCGAAUGCCAAGGAGAUCUCCGAUGGGCUGCCGUUCCUGGAGUAUGAGCUGUACAGGGUGUUGAUCAACAAGAUGAAGGUGAAGGGCAUGAAUGCCAUCUUCGGCCUCAAGUGCUCCAUCGCCGUGGGCGAGAAGAUGAUGACGAUUGUGGCCACGGGAACGGCGGUGUACUUGAGUGCUCUUCCCACGGCUGUCCAGCCGAAGAUCGUGGGCGCUGGGCAGUCGUGGUCGAAUCCGGAGAAGCUCAGUGAGAUCCAGAAGACACUCCAGGACACCAUCGAGAAGAACCGCGAGAUUUACCAGCUCAAGAGCUUCGGCGAUAUCGACGCCACGCGACCGCUGUCCGAGAGCGAGGAGAGCGACGAUGAGCUGGCGGAGAUGGACUUGAAUGUGGGCAACAAGGACGCGUGCAUCCUGGAAGUGGACGACAUUGAGGAUCUGGAGGUGAUUUCGCUGCUGAUGGAGCCUUGUCCGCCCGAGGGAUUUCACGUGGUGAACACACAAACUGUGCCCGGAUUGCUGGAUCUCGAGGUGGUGAGGAAUCUGCAGUACUUCGCGCAAGUGUGGCGCGGACACAUCAAUCAGCAGAGUCAUCUGGCCAAGAAUCUGCAGCGACUGCUGCAGUGCAUCUACUACAAGCUGCGCAGCAUGAUUCCCUGCGCCAUUUGCGAUCUGCGCUUCACCAUUGAUCUGCCGGAGGCGGAUUGGAUUCAGGUUCUGGUCACAGGAAUGGCGCUGGGCCUGGGAGAGCCGUCGAAGAUUGUCAAGAACAAGCGGAGACUCCUCUCGGGAUCGACAAGCAAGGAGGGAAUCAAGAAAGGCGAUGAUGAAUUAAUCUUCAGCCUGGAGGAGGAUCACGUCUUCGACACUGUUGGUUCCACGGCAGGAAUCUCUCAGAGCGUCACGCCCACGCCGACAAGUCACAAUCCUCCAGUUCAGUUCGCCCAGACAGGCUCGCUGAAGCUGCGCAACAAAUCUCCCACCAGAGCCAAGAAUCCCAUCAGGCUUCCCAGACACAUGCCGCUUCGCGAGCGCUAUGGAGUCGACGUGACGCCGCUGAGUUACGUUCCCGGCGGCAGAAUUGAGAAGUACCUGGGAAAUCUCAACUUCUUCUUCAUCCGCGAGAGCACGUCGAUCAGGGAGAAUGGCGGAAUUUGUGGCUUCGUGCACGGAUUCGUGACUGAAUUGUUGGCCGUCGUGCGAGCGCAUGUCACGGCGCUGGGUGGAAAUGCCAUCGUGUCGUUCUACAUGACUGAACUCCUCCUCAACGAGAGCAUCCACAAGAAUCAGGGCCAGAGUCUGGUCAGUGUCGGCGGAGAUGUUGUCUUUGUCUCUUACUACGCCGACGACUGAGCUUCUUCCCUUUCUUCCUGCCCAAAAAGUGUGUGAAAGACGCACAAAUUGGAAUAUUUCUAUCAAGUUUCUACUCGUGUUAUUGAUUCUUUUUUUCGAGAUGUUUUCAUUCAAUAGACUGUGUACAAUUAA